UCAUCUCCGGCGGGGGUUGAAGCUUGGGCGGACCUUGCCCACUUGGCGCGCGCGCGCUGGCGGCGGAAGUUCCGGAGCGGUCUGGUGAGCUCCAGACUGAUUGAGUUUUCUUCAGUCAGAAGCCGGUUAGAAAGCGACCGGGGAGGGAAGAGGUGUGAGCUGUUGAAGCCUCUAUUGGUGUAUGUGCGGUAACAACAUGUCUGUCCCCCUCCUCGCUGAUGCUGUGACCGUUUCAGGGGCAGAGCGGGAGACUGCAGCGGUCAUUUUUUUACAUGGGCUUGGAGACACAGGGCACAGCUGGGCUGAGGCCCUGUCCUCCAUCCGGCUCCCAUAUGUGAAAUACAUCUGCCCUCAUGCGCCUAGGAUCCCCGUCACCCUCAACAUGAAGAUGGUCAUGCCAUCCUGGUUUGAUUUGAUGGGUCUAAGUCCUGACGCUCCUGAGGAUGAAAGUGGAAUUAAAAAAGCUGCUGAGAACAUUAAAGCAGUGAUCGAACAUGAGAUAAAAAAUGGGAUCCCAGCCAACCGUAUCAUCCUGGGAGGCUUUUCGCAGGGUGGCGCACUCUCCCUCUACACGGCGCUCACUUGCCCACACCAACUGGCUGGCAUUGUGGCCCUCAGCUGCUGGCUCCCCCUGCACAAGGCCUUUCCUCAGGCAGCAAAUAACGGCAUGAACAAAGACAUCCCCAUUCUGCAGUGCCACGGGGAGGUCGACCCCAUGAUCCCAGUCCGCUUCGGAGCCCUCACUGCCGAGAAGCUGAAGGGCAUUGUGACCCCGAGCAGGGUCCAGUUCAGAACCUACCCAGGAGUGAUGCACAGCUCCUGCCCUCAGGAGAUGAUGGCUGUGAAAGAAUUCAUUGAGAAGCUGCUGCCCAGGAUUUAAACCGAGCUACUCGAGACUGUUGCAGGGAGAGGAGAUGGAGGUCACCACCUGUGACCUUUAACCCUUGACCUGCCAGCUGCAAAUGGGAAGCCAUGGCAAUCCACCUCCACUUCAGCUGGUUUCUUUUCUCUGGCCUUUUCCUUCCUCCUGCACCGUCCCCCUCCUGUGCAAAGGGAGGGGUACCCUCCCUCCUGUACAGGGAGUGAAGGUAUGGAGCGGUUUUAAGGUACAGCUUGAGACCGUUAUGUGGCUGCCUCCUUGCAAAUAUACUGUUUGGGUCACCUGAUUUCAGCCUUUCCCUGCUAUUCCUCCCCCCCUCAACCCUACACAAGUGCUUGCUGUGGCAAUGAACUGGUGGUAGCCAAAGGCUACACUUACAAAGGUAUUAUGAGACUGUGUUGUGCACUCUUACAGUAUUUGCAGGCAGUGUCUGCAAGGUAUCUGAGCUUCCGGGCGGGGUUGCCACCGUCACACCCACCGCUGCCACCAUGCCUCCCCUUUGCCUGCAAAGUAGAGCCUGAGCCUGUCCUGGCUUACGUCCUGCUGGAACCGCCUUAGUGGAGCAGGGUGGGUCAAGGCCCCCCUCUCAAGCUGCUGGUGUGUGGCUUUCUCUGGGCUGGGGAGGCAGAAAAACUGCUCCUGCCCCACCCAGUUGCUCAUUCCCUAGAGCUCUGUACCUUAAACCCUGCUCUGCGAUCCCAUCAGCACUGUCGGGCGAGAGGAGGAGUGGAAUGGUGCUGGCUGGCUGGCUGGUUGGCAGCAGGGCAUCACCCAGACAUCUCCUGGGCCCGCUUCUCUGCAGACAUCCACGUGCAGCUAUUCAGUGUGCGCACAACUGCCAGGCCGUGCUGGAGUUCCCAUUGGUUGGGGCACAGAGGUGGGGGAGGGGCUCCCACCUCCCCAGGAAUUGCUUCUAAUGUGUGUUCUUUUUUAAAAGCUCUGUUUCUUUCUUCCUUUCUUUCCAUCUGUCUUUUACAGUCAUCUCUGCCAUGGUUCUCCUCUGGCACACUCACUUGAGUCUACCUUGCUUUAUCACUACAUGGAUAAGGCAGUGUUUGCCCAGAGGGAGCUGGACACACAGCAGGCUCUCUGCAGCCUCCUGGGCAUUAUACCUCUCAGAAGGACCCACCGCUGCCACUCCAAACCGCCAGCAGCUCCCCCUGCAGCCGAGGCAGUGCCUCAGAUGCUGUUGCUGGGACGCCCUGAAUGCCUGGCUCAGGGCAUCUACUUGGGUCCAUUUCCUAUCCGGUCCAUAUCAAGUAGAUGCAAGCUGGCUUUUUGUGGGGUGGUGGGGUGCAGCCUCCCUCUUUUUUCCCGCACCCCCGUUAGUAGAUUUGCCAAGCGUGGAUCCCUUUCCUAGCCCUGGCGGCUGGCAUCUUUUGGGGGCUCUUCCCUGAGUCUUUUGUCUGUCUGGUUUUUUUUGCUUCACAGCCCUUCCCUUUCACCCAGGGUAAGUCUCUCAUGCUCAGUUCUGGCAGGAGGCUUUUCUGUGGACAGCAAAAGUUAUCUCUCUGCCCUCCCCCCAGCCACUUCCAUACCAGAAUUACCCUCCUAAGUGGGCUGACACCAGUGCUGACAGCCAGGGACAGGAUCUAUCUUUUAAAGGAGCUUUUUUCCUGCUUCUUGUGAAGGGCUAAUGUUGCCUUCCCCAUUCUCCUAGUGUGUUCCUCGUUGCAUGGGCUCACUCUGCUCACUUCCUUCCCCCAGCACCACAUGAUCCUUGUGGUUGAUAGCAGAGGCAACAGCAAUGAAAAGGAGUGCUGGGAGAGCCCGGCAAAGGGGAAUACGACCAUCUCCCUGUGGGAUACGUGCUGCAUCCCUGCCAGAGCUUUCAACACAUUACGGCAGCCCUCAAAGGAAGAGUGGUGGCGGCUCUCCUUCCUGCUUUCAAUGCAAGACUGUCCUGUUUGCCUUUUGAGGAGUGGCUGUUGCUGCCACCUGAGCUGCUGCCACUCCCCCCCCCCAGUCUGCUGUUUGCUGACCGUGGGGCUAAUUUGGCUUCUCUCUGCCAGGUGAAAGGCUUUCCCUGCUAAGAAGAAAGCCUCCAGUUUAGGGUUGCUCUGUCUUGGGCACAAGGAGAGGCCUAACUCCUUUGGACAGUACCCUUUUUAGCAGCUUGCCAGCUAGGUCCUUCUUCAGGUUGCAGAGACUUCCCAGAUCUAGUUAUGUACAGGGCCAGUCACAUGCCUUGGUGCCAAAGACACUCACAUUCACGCAAGCGGAAAGAAAGGGGGUGGCCUGUUUGGAAUGGACUGGAGCAGUCUGCAUGGCCUCUUCAUCACCAGAGAAGCAGAAAGCAAUAAUGCUUUCGUAAACUAAUUUACGUUAGACCCAUUUUAAAGGAUCUGCUUAAAACAGCAAAGGUGCCUGUUGCUUGCUCCUUGGAGGUUUUGAAUCCUGUUAUUCUGCUUUGUAUUUGGACUGCCUAAUGGGUGGAAGAUCUGUGGCCUGGUCUUGCACCUGCAGCAGAAUGAAGUGGUAGAACCCUGAGGUGGUAGAGGUGGCUGUCCCACUUAAUGAUUCCAAGGUGUGCUUAUGUGCACCAUUCACGUAAGAAUCAGAUCCAUGUAAUCAAAAUUGAAGACACAGCACAUCAGAGAGAGGUUCUUACUUAGCCCUCUCCUUGCCUGCUGGCUUUCUUCUCGCAGGGACCUGUGUGUGUGUUCUGGGAAGCGGUGCAAGUCAUGUGGCCGUCCUGCUCCCUCUGCGUUCUGUUGUAUUGGCUGGCUGCCAGGCCUGGCUUCCCUUCUCUACCAAUUGAGCGUGGGUGAGCAAGCAGGCACGAGGGACCAGUCUCCUGCGCUUGGGGUCUGGCUCGCUGGCAGCUGCCUCUCUCCGCCUCUCUGGCCACGAAUUGGAUUGUUUUGCAGAGGAAUUACACAGAUAAGUGCCCCGGCCUCUGCUGCCACCACCAUUGUGACUGGAUCAUCCUCACAGCAGUUGUCAAAGUGGCCUGCAAGUCAUGGGUAUCUCUGGAGGGAAUGUGUUACGAAUAUGGAAGCCAAGGAAAAUAGUGGCUUCUCACUGUUCCUGCACGUGACUUAACUUUCUUCUUCUCCUCCCUCUCUCCUUCCCUUUUGUCGUCCUCAUACCUAGUUUUUAUUUUUGUGUUCCACCAAGAUUAAACAAACACAACCACCUGUGCCUCACCUUGUUCUUUCUUCAGCGUAGCCAAAAUAUGUGUUUCUCCUGCAGUCAUUAAGUGUUUAAUGCACUGUACGGCUCUUGUUUAGAUGAGUCACUAGCCUGUGAAGUUAGUAGACCAUAGAUCAGGGGUAGCUAAUCUGGAGCCUUGCGGCUGGUGUAGACCUACAUCUCCCAUCAUCCCUGAGCAUUGGCCAUACUGUCUGGGGCUGAUAAGAGUUGUAGUUCAGCAACACCUGGAGGGCCACAGAUGAGCCACCCCUGCUUUAUUAGAUCACCUUCUCUCACAAGACGGGCAGCAGGGGAAAGAGGACCUGUGUGGUCUUCAUGAGUAAACCAGGAUUUGAUGAGCGGUAUUCUCAGUAUAGGCCCAAAUAACGAUAACAAUACAAUAAUUCCUGCAAAACGGAACAGAAAUUACUAGCUUCUAUUCCUAGAGUGCAGUCUGUGUCCCACAGAUGUGUCCUUGUCUUUCAGGAAAAUACUUGUGUUUUUCUCCCUUCUAAAAUAAAAUAAAAAAAAAGUCCUUAUUGCUACACACACAAAAAGCCUCUACAGCCCAAACUGCUGGAUGGCUCUGAAUCCUAAAGUGUAUGUUGUGUGGGAGGAAUACUCUGACAUCUAGUGCUUGAAUAUUGUGUGUAUAAAAGGGCUUUAUGUAAAAGGUUUGAGUAUAAGAUGUUCUUCCAUUUAACAUCAGUUUAGAUCUGUUUUUUGGGGGAAAAUCCUUCUAGUUCAGUCGCAGCCAGCUCUACCAUUAGGUAGAUGUUAGGGAGAGGGGAGCAGCUGCAAGGUGAUGGGAGGACAGAGCUGUGUGUGCACCAUGUGCUCUGCCCUGUACUUCUUCAGCUGGUCUGCUACUCCAUCUUGUCCCGUGGAGAAUGCUAGCAUUGGAGUAAGAUUCAUCUGCCACUCUGGUCAGUUUCCAUAGGUGAAACGGGGUGUGUACAUUAUUUAAUUUUUCAGGCAGCUAAAUCUCUUGGGCAGAGCUUCUCCAGAGGCUCGUAGUUUAUUCUGUGGAA
Messenger RNA from Rhineura floridana, 5046 nucleotides. It is a transcript of the gene LYPLA2, whose product is annotated as lysophospholipase 2. The coding region runs from base 182 to 880 and encodes 232 amino acids. Gene Ontology annotation, molecular function: carboxylic ester hydrolase activity; palmitoyl-(protein) hydrolase activity. Gene Ontology annotation, cellular component: cytoplasm. Gene Ontology annotation, biological process: protein depalmitoylation. The record is from RefSeq and is a predicted model, not a curated record. The transcript has 10 exons. NCBI's taxonomy places the organism in Eukaryota, Metazoa, Chordata, Lepidosauria, Squamata, Rhineuridae.